CGCUCGACUCAAACAAAGGUAAAUUAUCUCUGUGGUGAAAGUGUGUGAUCUGUCUGUUGGCUGUGAAACACAUCCGGGGACGUGUUCGGGGCAUUUACUUGUGUUUAACCCAACACGCUCCGGACUUCUCGUGUGUUUUGUCCGUAUUAGCUGAAUGGAUUAGCAUCGUGCUGCUGCUCGUCUUUAUCUGCUCAUCAGCUCGCUUGUUUACAUCAGUGCUGUAACACAUCAGGCUCAGUCUGAGCUGGUACACAUCAGGCUCAGUCUGAGCUGUCUGCACACAGGACACGGAUGGAUCAUGAGUGACUAGCCAGCCCGCAGCAGCAGCAGCUCGGUGCGCACACGGACUGUUUCUGGGAGAGGAGGAUGGCAUUUCACGGCGCAGGCCGGCAGACCGUCUGUGGAGACCUGUUUCCGGGCUCUGAGCUGGGCCACAAGUAUUUCUGUGUGAACUCCUCCUGCGGAGCCCCCUCCACGGGCCUCAGCGCCACGCCGUGCCUGACCGGACCCACUGCCCCGGCAGGAACCCCUCGUCACCCGACCGCUCUCGGAGGCAGCGCCGGCGGCGGAGCAGCGGUGCCUCAGCCCUACAGCAACCCGGCCAGCGAGGUGCCCAGCCCCGCAGAGAUGGAGCCGGACCGACCCAUCGGUUAUGGCGCAUUUGGCGUUGUCUGGUCGGUCACAGAUCCACGUGACGGCCGGAAGGUGGCUUUGAAGAAGAUGCCCAAUGUCUUCCAGAACCUGGUCUCCUGUAAGAGGGUCUUCAGAGAGCUGAGGAUGCUCUGCUUCUUCAAACACGACAACGUUUUAUCAGCGCUGGACAUCCUGCAGCCGCCGCAGAUCGACUGCUUCGAGGAAAUCUACGUGAUCACAGAGCUGAUGCAGAGCGACCUGCACAAAGUCAUCGUGUCUCCGCAGCCGCUCACCACCGACCACAUCAAGGUCUUCCUCUACCAGAUCCUCCGAGGUCUGAAGUACCUGCACUCUGCUGGGAUUCUGCACCGAGACAUCAAACCUGGAAACCUGCUGGUCAACAGCAACUGUCUGCUGAAGAUUUGUGACUUCGGGCUGGCCCGGGUGGAGGAGCCCGACCCGUCGCGCCACAUGACCCAGGAGGUGGUGACGCAGUACUACAGGGCUCCGGAGGUUCUGAUGGGCUGCCGGCACUACGGCUCGGCCAUCGAUGUCUGGUCAGUGGGCUGCAUCUUCGCCGAGCUGCUGGGACGACGCAUCCUGUUCCAGGCUCAGAGCCCGAUCCAGCAGCUGGAUCUGAUCACAGACCUGCUGGGAACGCCUCCUCUGUCGGCCCUGGCGUCGGCCUGUGAAGGAGCCAGAGCCCACAUCCUGAGGGGGCCGCACAAACCGCCGUCGCUGUCGGUGCUCUACAUGCUGUCGGACGGCGCCACACACGAGGCGGUGCACCUGCUCUGUCGGAUGUUGGUCUUUGAUCCGGCUAAACGGAUCUCCGGCAGCGACGCUCUGUCCCACCCGUACCUGGACGAAGGUCGCCUGCGUUACCACACCUGCAUGUGUCAGUGCUGCUACUCCGUUCCCAGCGGCCGAGUUUACACCCGGGACUUCGAGCCGGUCGCCGAGCGUCCGUUCAGCCACAGCUACGAGAACAGCUUGCUGUCCGUGUGGCAGGGAAAAGAGUUAAUCCAUCGCUUCAUCACGGAGCACCAGCAGGGCAAACGAGUGCCGCUGUGCAUCAACCCUCAGAGUGCUGCCUUCAAGACCUUCAUCAGGUCGACGGCGUGGCACUCGUCCAAGGUGUCCAGGAAGGAAGAGAGAUGAACGCUCCUCCUCUUCCUCUCGAGGAGCGACGGCAGUCAGAGAGGAUUUCAUCAGCCGCAACAUCUGAAAACACCGAAGAGUUUGGGUCUCUUCUUUUUUUUUUUUUUCUUUUUGUCUCUCUUCUUCUGGAGGACGCGGAGAGAAAACGACUCAUCCGACCACCAGAGAGAGAAACUCCCUCUCCUCCUGAACAUCCUCCCCCGUUAUCUCCUCCCACAAAGUUUCCAGAAUCUGAGAACGACUGCUUUCCUUUUCGAAACGACCCAAACGGCUGACGCUCGAGGCGUUUUCGGUGCUGAAUUUAAAAAACAAAAAAAAACAAAAAAAAGAAGAUGCUGCUGAAGAAAGAGGAAAAGAACUGAACUCGGUACUAGAUUGGGUUUUUCCAUCUAUGUUAGUAGAGAAAUAAUGGUUUUAAUUGUUUGGUAGAUUGUUGCUUAGUUGAGUUUUGAAGUCAUUCCAGCCUGUGCAAUACGGUUUAAUUUAAACAAGCGAUAAACACGCUGACAUCAGACUUCUGCUGUAGGACGACGCGUCACAUCGGUGUGUGUCGAAGCUCCCAGACGUGAUAACCCGCCAAACAACACGACAUCAUUAACCGCCAACACCUCCAACUUUCUCCUUCUUUUUCCAAACUGCAUUUGAACGCAUCACUCACUCACUGUGUUUCCUGUCAUCGCACGGCGUCUGCGUGCGUCGACGCGGCGAUAAUAAUAAUAAUAAUAAUAAUAAUAAUAAUGCAAUCUAACAGAUGUAGCAAGUUUUAACCACAGGUCUCCACACACAAACACACACACACACACACACACACACACACACACACACACACACACACACACACACUCUCUCUCAGCUUAGUUUGUUUCUUCAUCGCCAUCUGUCGUCUCUACUGUCUUUAACAACAGGAAGUCAUUCCCCCGCAAGUCUGUGUGGUUUUAUUUAGAAAAAUAUGACAGGAAAUUGUGACUUUUAAGUGUUUUAAUUUGACGGGAAGAUGCCAAAACUAAAACUUUUGGCGGUUCUUGUCCGUCCCGUCUCAUCGUGUCUCGUCUGAACACCGUGUGGACGGAGCGUCUCCUCCUCAGCCUCCACCUUUUAGUCCCGCCAGCGGAGAGAGACACGACGGCGCUGAUGGUUUCUUUUUUUAUUUCUUAAUUUAUUGCGUGUUUGUUGAAGAGCGCGUGUCUCCACCCUUUUUAGUUUUGGAGCGACUCCUCUGCAGGUCUGCGGCCGUCUCGGUUACCUCAAACCCUGGAAAGACAAAAAAAAAAUCAAGAAGAAAGCAGCACUGAUGUUUGCAUAUCUGUCACCCUCCCGUCACAACUCUGUCGUCAUUCCUCCAGAUGGUUGUUUUACCUCGUGCUCGCUCCUCGUCUCGACCCGCCGCUCAGAAUCAGCGAGAGGUUCUGAGAUGUUGUCGGUGAAAUGCUGCUGUUUUUGUUUCUGUUCUCCGGUGUGUUGUUUUAGUUCCUGUGUUUAGUUUCAGGCUCAGGUGUCCCGUUCUAACAGACUAUGAAUUGUACAAAGCUACACGAGGAUGCUCCAGUAUUGAUCCUGGAUCGGAUGAUCAGAAGUGUCGGUUCUGUCGCGGUGUGAUCUAGAGAUUCUCUGUUCUGUGACGACAAACUGAUGCAUUGUGUUUUAAUGUCCUCACACAGGUGACGCAGUGACCUCUGAUUGGUUGAAUUUGAUUGGCUGGUGGUUUUGCAUGUUUAACCCUUUAAAUCGUGUCGAUUUGACUUCCGUCAGUUUCCUGAAUCAGCCUGGAAGUUUGAUUUUCAAGCUGCUUGUCUGAGUUCAGGAACAAUAAACCUGCACAGACGCGCAUCAGUCUGUCCUGUCUACUGUGUUGCAUUCAAAGACUCUUUGACUAAUUUGUCUAAUAUGGAAAUUCUGGCUCAGAUUUUAAUUUUCCUCAAAGCUGCGAUCUGAAAUCUAGUCUAGUCGUCAGAACAAUUUGGAGACAGAAGAUCUGACUUCUUUCACAAAUUCUGACUUUAUUUCUGUAAUUUUCAGUUUGUGAACAAAACAACACUUGAGACAAACGAUGGACGUUAAUCACAGAGUGGAAGGUCGAAUGGAAACGACGUGUCAGCAGAACGUUUCCGUCGGUGCAGGUUUGUGUUGUGAAGUGAAGUUGCUGCUCUGUGACAAACAUGCAGAUCCAUCAGAACCAUCCUCUGGUUUCUGAGACAUUUGGACCCUGUUUGACUGCAGGAACCUUUUUUUUUUUUUUUAGGAUCUCAGGAACUUUUUUCUCGAUGAGGGUCGACUCUUUUCACCUCAACAUUCAAACAUGGCAGCAGUUUGUCUCGUCACACGCUAACGAUUCUGCUUUUUAAAUCCACGUUUGGUUCUUUUUCUUGAGAACACACUGAAGGAGCUUCGGCUCCUGGUUCAGGUCCUCACUUCCUGGAUCGUGUGUUUGAAAGGUUUUGUUUUGUUUUGUUUUUGUACACGCCCUGAACCUCCAGCAGGCGGGGCCCCUGAGCUGUGGGGCCCCUGAGCCGCGGGGCCCCUGAGCGUCCUCGUUGGCCCCUGACAGUUUCCUGAAACCUCAGCUCCUCUUCUCCAGGAACACCCAGCGAGUCUCUGUUGGUCACGAGGCCGCCGCGUUCCCUGACUUGUAUAUCUGCAUGUGUAUAUUUAUGACCCGGGGAGCGUCGGGGUUUGAAUGCUGUGCAAUGGUUGAGUUUGUCGACGACGACGCAAACGUACAUUUUGUGGUAAUUUUUAUUUAAUUCAUCUUUAGGAAGUGAUUUUUAUUAGAAGCUUUUGUUUUUGUUUGUUGUGAUCUGAUUAGACUUUUACAAAAGGCCAAGAGAACGUUUUGAUGAUUGUUCCCUUAAAACUGAGAUCGUCUUCAUGACUGAAACGUUACGACCUGAAAUAAACUGACUGGUGUAGAAUUAUUGGCAUAAUUUGUCUUAAUAGAUUAAUUUCCCUCAAAUUACCCUAUAAUUUCGUCAUAUUGCUGAAUUAGUUCCCUCAGACUAUAAAUUAAUUCCCUCCAGUGUCUUUUGUCUAGUUCCCUCAAACUACAAAUUAAUUUCCUCAAUUUUUUAGAAUUGGUUCCCUCAAAUCUCAAUUCCUCCCCCAAGAAUUGAUUAGUUCCCUCAAAAGUUUCUCAUAUCCUUGAAUUAGUUCCCUUAAACUACAGGUAAAUUUCCUCCAAUUGUUUAUAACAAGUUCCCUCAAAUUACUGCUUAAUUUCCUGCUUUUUUUACAAUUAGUUCCCAAGAAUUCACACUUCAGUUCUCCUUCCUGUUCUUCAUCACACAUCCAAUGUCAGGAUGUAAAAUAUGAACCUGCAGCGUUCAUAUUUGCAGUUUAAAUGAGCAGAUGACUUCCGGAUGAUGUCGUUCGAGUCUUCGACAUUUAAAUUAACUGAAAAUGGUGAAAACAUGUUAAAAAGAAGCUGAUUCGUUGGAGGUCAUUUUCAGGAACAUUUGGAGUAUAAAUGUGAAGAUUUAGGGAACAAUGAAUCAAAACUUUUCCCUCUUGGACUUUUUCUUUUCUUUUCUUUCUCUUGCGUUGUUGUGUUGGUAGAGAUCCUUCCAGGUGAGGAGCAGGUUUUUUUUUUUAAAACUAGAUGACCUGAGUGGUCGUUUCCCUCCCUGCACACUGAUCCGAGAUCAGCUGACGAGUGUUUCAGCUCUCGUCUGUUCAGUCUUCAGCUGGCAGACGUGGAAGGGAAGCAGAGCGGACGGACGGACGGACGGACGGACGGCUGGUCAUCUGUAGAGAUUAGACUUGUUUUUCUUCUAUGAAAAGAAACUUGAUGUUUUUAUUAUUCUAAAUAUGAAACUGAUGUUUUAAACAGAUGUUUUGUCUUCGUUUUAGCAAAAAGGUUUUUGUUUGUUUUUUGACUUGUGUUCCCGACAAAUACUUGAAUUUCUUAAAAAAAAAAAUGUUUAGACUUAAAGUAGUGAAUGAUAAAUAAAUAAAUGGACACUG
Messenger RNA from Acanthopagrus latus (yellowfin seabream), 5751 nucleotides. It is a transcript of the gene nlk1, whose product is annotated as nemo-like kinase, type 1. NCBI's taxonomy places the organism in Eukaryota, Metazoa, Chordata, Actinopteri, Spariformes, Sparidae. The record is from RefSeq and is a predicted model, not a curated record. Gene Ontology annotation, biological process: protein phosphorylation; intracellular signal transduction. Gene Ontology annotation, cellular component: nucleus; cytoplasm. The coding region runs from base 367 to 1794 and encodes 475 amino acids. Gene Ontology annotation, molecular function: ATP binding; MAP kinase activity. The transcript has 11 exons.